Molecule: messenger RNA, 1668 nt
Organism: Parascedosporium putredinis
Lineage: Eukaryota; Fungi; Ascomycota; Sordariomycetes; Microascales; Microascaceae
Source: the annotation of a GenBank genome assembly
AUGGCACCCCAAACUGUAAAUGCGUGCCUCAACGGAUUGGCGAGAUUCGACAUGACCGACCAACACCUUCUCGGCCACGAUGCCGACGAGGGCGGCCUUCUCUCCGACCAUCCGGCUCCUCGCUAUAUAGGAGAGGAUACCCGCCCGACGAGCAAGAAGGAGCUGGCUGGUUGGUACAUGUAUGCCUUCGCAGCUGAAACCUACGUCAUAUGCGCGUCUUUUAUACCGAUCCUCCUAGAAACCCUCGCUCGAGAGAAUGGCGUUCUGUUGUCCGACCCGACCAAGCCCUGCCCGAGCUCAACGAGCAAAGAGACGGGUGGCGACUCGCAAUGUGUGGUGCAUGUUCUCGGCAUGACCAUCAACACGGCGAGCUUUGCCAUGUACACAUUCUCCAUCAGCGUUCUUCUACAGGCUGUCAUAGUCGUGAGCAUUAGCUGCGCGGCGGACCACGGAAAUUAUAGAAAGAAGCUACUUCUUACCUUUGCCUGGACUGGUAGCAUAGCCGUGGCUUGCUACAUCUUCAUUUCCUCGUCGACCUACCUGCUCGGCGGCUUGCUCGCCAUCAUUUCGAACACCUCCUUUGGAGCGUCGUUCGUACUCCUAAACUCCUUUCUCCCCCUUCUUGUUCGGCACCAUCCCGACCUUCCCGCCCGGGCGCGGAGGACCCUAGCCGACGAGUACCCGGAAGAGCAAAAUCAUCGCCUCAACGACGUGGAUGACGACGGUGAGACUACGCUGGUGAAUUCGACGACAAAUUUGCUAGCGGAUAGCGACGGGUAUGAAGCGCGGACGUUGCGCCGCGAAGAGACCGAGCAAGAACUCAACUCGAUCGAAGUGCAGCUUUCCUCGCAGAUAUCUGCCACGGGAAUUGGCAUUGGGUACAUUGCGGGCCUGUUCGUGCAGUGCCUCGGGAUCGUGAUCCUCGUCCUCAUGAAUGGUACCACAUUUGCCCAGAGGGUGGUGCUGAUGGUUAUCGGCAUCUGGUGGACCGUCUUUACUGUCCCCGCCGCCAUGUGGCUUCGGCCACGGCCCGGACCGCCGCUUCCUGACUAUCUUGUCAAGGGUCAGACGGGGGCUCGCGCGUGGCUUUCUUACAUCAAGUAUUCGUGGACAUCGUUAUUCAAGACGAUGGGACUAGCGCGCCGACUGGCGGAUAUCGUUCUCUUCUUGGCCAGCUGGUUUUUGCUUUCUGAUGCCAUUGCCACAACGUCCUCCACUGCCAUCUUGUUUGCCAAAGUUGAGCUCAAGAUGGAGACAUGGGCUCUGGAUUAUCCUCAUCUGCCUGCUCCUUUUGAACUUAUCCCCAUCUACGGCCUUCUUGGCUACCUGCCGUUUAUCGAAAAUCUUGGGUACUUUGGGUUGCAGCAGCCCUGGGAAAUGUAUCCGCUCGCCGCCGUCUACGGCUUGGUCCUGGGCGGACUAAGUAGCUACUGCCGAUCGCUCUAUGCCGAGCUCAUCCCGCCCGGCUCCGAAGCUGCCUUUUACGCGCUCUACGCCAUUACCGAUAAAGGUUCAAGUUUCUUUGGUCCAGCCAUUGUCGCAGCCAUCAUUGGCAAGGCGGGUCAUAUUCGGCCGGCGUUCUGGUUCCUCGGGGCCCUGGUUGGGUUGCCGGCACCUCUCAUCUGGCUCAUCAAUAUCGAUAGGGGAAGCGGGAUGCGGAACGGCUAG